AUGGCGGUCGCCCCCAGUGCCGUAAAUGUUUACAACAAUAAAAUGUGAUUUUAAAAAUACAUUUGUUGGUUGACGUACGACGUAAAUAAUUUCUCAAGUUGUAAAAAUAAAUCUGUAGGACUCGGAAUAUUUAAUAACAAAAUAAAUUGACAUUUUGGUGUCCAAAACGUAUGAGAUAAUUUGGAGGUUAAUUGUUGUUUGUGGAGUUUUUUUACGAUGAUAAAUUAUUGCAAAGGCCAGAUGUUGAUGAGGUGCUGUCAGUAUGCCACGAGGAGCCAGUCCAGGUAUUUAUUUACGAGCACAAUCAGGAAUUCAUUCACCAGGAGACAAUCAGAUGCUCAACUGGCAGCUGCCAGGAAACAGAAAGUGGUUCAUUAUGUCACAGCGAUUGGAUUGCUGACCCUGGGCCUGGCAUAUGCUGCUGUACCUCUGUACAGAUUAUUCUGUCAGGCGACGAGUUAUGGUGGGACCACCAGCACCCACAGCCCUGACAACGUCGAGAAGCUGAAGCCGGUGAAGGGCAGGACCAUCAAAGUCCAUUUCAACGCCGACACUGGAGCUGCGAUGCUCUGGAACUUCAGACCCCAGCAGAGAGAGAUCAAAGUGGCUCCUGGUGAAACAGCUCUGGCGUUUUACACAGCUAAAAAUCCGUCUGAUCGUCCUGUCAUCGGGAUCUCCACCUACAACGUACUACCUUUCGAAGCUGGCCAGUACUUCAAUAAAAUUCAGUGCUUUUGCUUUGAGGAACAGCAGCUGAAUCCUCAUGAAGAGGUUGACAUGCCAGUAUUCUUCUACAUCGAUCCAGAAUUCGCUGAGGACCCUAGACUAGAGAAAUGCAACGACAUCACCCUCUCCUACACCUUCUUCGAGGCUAAACAAGGACUGGAUUUGCCUGUACCCAGCUACAUCAAGAAGCAUCUUGCCUAAGGCAAUUAGUCAAUUGUACAGAAGGUUAUUAAUUAAAUGUUAAACUCUAAUUUAAAUCAAUUAAAUUAUUAAUCGACAUUUCCCUGGGUCUAACGUCGUUUUUGUAACGAAA
Molecule: messenger RNA, 1039 nt
Organism: Diachasmimorpha longicaudata
Lineage: Eukaryota; Metazoa; Arthropoda; Insecta; Hymenoptera; Braconidae
Gene: Cox11
Product: cytochrome c oxidase assembly protein COX11, mitochondrial
Exons: 3
Coding region: 217-927 (236 amino acids)
Cellular component (GO): mitochondrial inner membrane
Molecular function (GO): copper ion binding
Source: RefSeq, a predicted model, not a curated record